GAAGAUAAGUGAGAAGUGUGAUUAAGUUAAAAUAAAAAAUGCGGUAGUGGCAAAGAAUGUUUACUUUCACAUAAUUCACACGUGUUUUUUUUUUAUCUAAAAGUGAUUUACGUUAUCAACGUAGUUGUGUUCAUAUAACUAGUUUCACCAAAGUAGCAACUAAAUUUAGUGCAAAUUCUACGACACAAGAUGAACAAGCAAAUAAUCGAAGGGCCAAAACUAACAUACUUCAUAAAGGAGAAGACCUUUGGUGAGUUUUGCUUCAACCGUUGUGAAAAAUAUGGAGAUAACAUUUGCCACAUCGACGCUACUGAUAACAAAACAGAAACUUACUCCAGCGUCAAAUUACGAAGUACUCGAGUAGCGAUCGCUUUACAGAAGAAAGGAAUUACUUCUAAAGACAUUGUAACUUUUUGUUCUUCCAACACUCUCGAUAAUGCAAUUUCCAUAAUAGCAUCAGCGUUCUUAGGCGCAACAAUAUCAAACCUGGAAUCGUCGUUAUCAGUCAGACACACUACACAUUUAUUGCGUUUAGUAGAACCAAGUAUGAUUUUUGUGGAAGAAGCGGCAAUAAGUUUAAUUGAAGAAAGUUUGGACGGUGCAAAUUUUAAACCCGAAAUUAUAGUUUUUGGUAAAUCAGAGAAAUACACUGUAUUUUCGGAUUUAUUAAAACAGCAAGACUGCGAAGAGGAAUUUCGACCUGUACAAGUCGAUCCAAAUGGUCUAGCCAUCAUGUACUUCAGCAGCGGGACUACCGGACUUCCUAAGGCUAUUUCCCACACGCAUAAUUCUUUUAUGUUUUUUAUUUCUGUUUGUUGUGAAGCUACUCCAUACCAAGCUGCUCUGCAUUUUACCACUUUCUAUUGGAUGACAGCAAUGAUGCUCAUGUUUUGUUGUUUUGAAAAUGGCAGCUAUAGAGUGUUUGGCCGCAAUCCAAGUGCUGAGGAUAUUUUCAGAUUUGUCGAAAAAUACAAGGUCGCUACGAUUUUUACAGCACCUAUUAUAACUUACAAACUAACAAGUUUUGAAAAUUCCCACAAGUAUGAUACCUCUUCCCUCAAGUACGUCAUGUGUGGUGGUACACCAAUGGCUGCUUCUCAACUUGUAAAUGUUAGAAAUUUAUUCAAGGGCGCCUACGUUGGUCUAGGAUAUGGAAUGAGCGAAGUAGGAGUAGUGGCCGCAAUGAAUUCGAAAAAUGACCCAAAAUACAGCACCCAAAAAUUAACUUCGUGCGGAACACCGGCCGCAGGUCUAAAACUAAAAAUAGUCGAUAUAGACACCGAACAACUCUUAGGGCCCAACCAAAAGGGUGAAAUCUGCAUCUUCUCCCCCUCGUUAAUGCAAGGGUACUACAAACUUGAUUCUUCUGAAGUUUUUGAUAAAGACGGUUUUUUGAAAACCGGGGACGUUGGUUACUAUGAUGAAGACGGUUACUUGUACGUCGUUGAAAGAAUUAAAGAAAUGUUUAAGUACCAGUCGUGGCACAUAGUACCUUCAGCCAUUGAAGCGGUACUGCUGGAGCACAAAGGGGUUAAAGAAGCGGCUGUGUUUGGGCUUCCAGGUGGUGAAGAUGGAGAAGUACCGGCUGCUUGUGUGGUACUGAAAGACGGGUAUUCACUUAGUGAGGAAGAAAUUGACUCGUUUUUGAAAGAGCGGAUUGCUGAUAGGGAGAGAUUGAGGGGUGGUAUUACUUUUGUGAAAACGUUGCCGAAAACGCCAACUGGAAAGGUGGUUAGAAAAAAAGUUAGGGAUUCUAUUAUCAAUUCUAAAAAAUGUCCUCUUUGAAAAUAAAAUGAUGUGUAUUCGUGA
Messenger RNA from Zophobas morio, 1809 nucleotides. RefSeq lists its product as uncharacterized. The transcript has 5 exons. Gene Ontology annotation, biological process: fatty-acyl-CoA biosynthetic process; long-chain fatty acid metabolic process. The record is from RefSeq and is a predicted model, not a curated record. Bases 190 to 1785 code for a protein of 531 amino acids. NCBI's taxonomy places the organism in Eukaryota, Metazoa, Arthropoda, Insecta, Coleoptera, Tenebrionidae. Gene Ontology annotation, molecular function: long-chain fatty acid-CoA ligase activity.